Molecule: messenger RNA, 3398 nt
Organism: Cyprinodon tularosa
Lineage: Eukaryota; Metazoa; Chordata; Actinopteri; Cyprinodontiformes; Cyprinodontidae
Gene: adam19a
Product: ADAM metallopeptidase domain 19a
Exons: 20
Biological process (GO): proteolysis
Molecular function (GO): metalloendopeptidase activity
Source: RefSeq, a predicted model, not a curated record
AUUCUUGGCAUUUUAUUCACCCGUAUUAAUUCUCCAACAUUGUCUCCUUUUUUCUCUUUUUAGUGAGCUUGUGGCUCCAGAGUUUACAGAGACGUACUACAACAACGAUGGACAGCCUGUGACUGUGACCAAUCACAAUUACACAAAUCACUGCUUCUACCACGGCCAUGUGAGAGGGCAUCCAGGUUCCUGGGUGGCUCUCAGCACCUGUUCAGGAAUAAGGGGCCUGAUUUCUUUAAACUCUAGUGACAUCUACUACCUGGAGCCCAUUAACCGUGUGAAUUCCUCCCACCAUUCACUGCUGAGUGCAAAGGAGCUGCCAAUUAAAGGUGGAAGUUGUGGCCACGGCCAUCCUGCCACCCAGCCCCACCUCAUCUCAGACAUAGUGGCACCGCUUCACUCAAGGGUGAAGAGAAAUUCCUGGGGUACGACUAAAUACAUGGAGCUGUACAUCGUGGCAGACAGCACACUGUUCAGACGACAGGAUAGGAACUAUGAAAAAACCAAGGCGAGAAUAAUGGAGAUCGCCAAUUAUGUGGAUAAGUUUUAUAGAGAUCUAAACAUCCGUGUGCCUCUAAUUGGCCUGGAAGUUUGGACCGACAGAGAUCAGUGCAUCAUCUCCGAAGAACCAAACGCCACCCUCUGGUCUUUCCUCCAAUGGAGGCAGAAGCUGAAAUCUCGCAAGAAGCACGACAACGCCCAGCUGCUCACUGGCGUGAUUUUCAAAGGAACAACAAUCGGGAUGGCGCCGCUGGAGGGAAUGUGCAGCCUGGAAAACUCUGGAGGAAUCACUGUGGACCACUCGGAGGUCCCGAUCGGCGCAGCUGCCACCAUGGCCCACGAGAUCGGCCACAACGUGGGCAUGAGCCACGACCAUGACGGCUGCUGUGUGGAGGCCACUGCAGAGCAGGGAGGCUGCAUCAUGGCCGCUGCCACCGGGCAUCCAUUCCCGCGGGUCUUUAGCCGCUGCAGCAAGCGGGACUUGGACAACUACUUCCAGAAGGGAGGGGGGAUGUGCCUCUUCAACAUGCCCAACAUGAAGGACCUGGUGGGAGGCAAGAAGUGCGGAAACGGCUUCGUGGAGGAGGGAGAAGAGUGCGACUGCGGGGAACCUGAUGAGUGCAAAAACGACUGCUGCAAUGCCAACAACUGCACCUUAAAGGAGGGGGCCCAGUGCGCCCACGGAGUGUGCUGCGACGGUUGUAAGCUGAAGCAAGCUGGCACCAUGUGCAGAGGGCCGGCAGGGUCAUGUGACCUGCCAGAGUACUGCACCGGGGCCUCUCCCUACUGUCCCGCCAACGUCUACCUGCUGGACGGCUCCUCCUGCCAGUACGGAAAAGCCUACUGCUACAACGGCAUGUGCCUAACCCAUGAACAGCAGUGCCUGCAGCUCUGGGGCUACGGAGCGCGACCAGCCCAUGAUGCCUGCUUCGAAGAUGUCAACGCAGCAGGGAACGCAUUCGGGAACUGUGGGAAAGACGAACACGGAAACUACAAAAAGUGUGAUAAAAGUGAUGCCAAAUGUGGAAAGAUUCAGUGUCACAGUGCUGCCAAGAAGCCCAAAGGCACCAACGCUGUUUCCAUCGACACGACCGUCAAGACGGGCGGCAUCGAGGUGAAGUGCCGCGGCACGUACGUUUACAGCACCCAGGAUGGCCAGGGUGACCUCCCCGACCCCGGGCUGGUCAUGACCGGCACAAAGUGUGGCGAGGGAAAGGUGUGCAGAGACCGCAGAUGCCAAAACGCCUCCUUUACCGAGCUGGAGUCCUGCCUUGCAAAUUGCCACGGCAAUGGGGUGUGUAACAGCAACGGGAACUGUCACUGUAACAAAGGCUGGGCGCCGCCGUUCUGCGAGAAGCCUGGACUGGGCGGCAGCGUGGACAGCGGACCGGUGCAGAGCUACAGUCAAGUGGGUUUGGUGGUGGGUCUGCUCUUUGGCUUCCUCGUGGUCCUCCCUGCUGUCUUGCUGCUCUUCUAUUGCUACAAAGUCAAAUCAUCAUACUACCACAAGUGGAUUUCACAGAGAGCCAAGAAUAAGAACAACAAGAAUGAGGCUUCGGUGGAGAAGGAGAAAAAUGGCCACCUGAAUCCUGCCUUCCACCUGAAAGUGGUCAGUCCAAUCAACAAGGCCGGUGGCCACAAGGGGCUUCCUCACACCAGCAAAGAGGUUCUACCACUCAGACCAGGACCAGUGCCAAACUGCACCCAGCCGGUCAACAUCGUCCGACCUCUGAGGCCUAGUCAGUCUCCCCAGGGUGGUCCGCGGGACCUCAAAGUCUUAAGGCCACCUCUCCCAUCUGCCAAGCCCCCAACAGUACCACCCAAGUCACCCCCGACCCCACAGAGACUCAGCCCGCCUAAGAAGCCACUUCCCCUAAACCCAACACGUUCUCCACUGCUGGUAUCUGAGCAGCAGUCCAGACCGCCCCUCUUCCCUCCACAGAGGCCUCUGCCCCUCAGUCCAGCCAGAGUGGCCUCCACCGCAGUGAGUCCCACCCGGGCCCCCGGCUCCAAAGCCAAAGGCCUGCUUGUCAUGAUGCCUCCAGCUUCGGGGCCACAACCAGCGGGGAAACUGUCAGCUGUCCCGCCGCUCCGAGUUCUCAGACCGAUCCCUGGUGCCAGACCCAACACCGCCUCCCGUCCUCCCCCACGAAAAUGACCUCCUCUUCACCCCCCCCCACCCUCCCUGUGAAGGAGGGUCGCAGCUGACAGCCUAUUUGCACUAAAGAGACUUUAGCUGGUGAACGGGGAGCUGUCGCACGCAGCAGAAGACGACGGAUUGACCAACAGGACUCGCACCACGUAUAAAACCUCACCCCCUCCCUUCUGCCCCCAUCCCCCGCGCGCUUACAUUGCCAUGACGACGACGCUGCGUUGUGCGGAGGCCUUGCAGACUGAAACAUGUUGGCGGCAUAUUUUACCAAAUCAGUUUUAGUUUUACUGAUUUCAGUUUUUUAAUCUGUUAAUGCUGCCCAUUUAUAAAAGUGCAUUUUGUAAGGAGUGUUGCUUUGUUUACACUUUGUUUCAUGUCAUGUUGAACGAUUUGUGUUUUGUGCCAAAGAACUCUUGAAGUACCUGCGGUGUGUCCGGAUUGCUGUGAAAUCCUGUAAGGUUAACACCACUCCCCCCCUCCUCCCUGUCAUGGUUUUAGUUCAUUUUUAUCGUUUAUUUUUUUUUUUAUUGUCAUUUAUUUUUUACUCUAUGAAGAAUGUUUAAAUUUCGAUGUUAGGUACAGACUUCUAUCAGGGGAACAACAGCCAUUCACGCAGCAGCUUCAUUUCCACUGUUUACAGAGAGCUGGAAGGACACACCCUGGUCUUUGUCUUAUUUUAUUUUGUAUUCUUAGUUGCUCUUUGUGUUUGUUUUUGCAUUUCAGCUGGUGAACAUAAAUAUUUUUA